GUCCGCUGUAAAUAUAACCUCAGUCCAAUGUUAAAGGUGCUUCUCAAGUUUCGAAUCCUAGCAAGGAAAGCAUUCAGCAAAAAGUAUCUCCUGUACACAAAUGUCGGUAUUUCCAUUAGUCUCUCUGGAGUUGGUGAUAUAAUUGAGCAACACUAUGAAAUCUACAGCAAUAACCUUGUAAGCUGGGAUCGGAACCGUACGAAACAAAUGUCGCUAUCCGGAAUGACGGUCGGAAUAUUCUGUCACAAUUGGUACAACUUCAUGGACCGCCGGUUUCCUGGCCGAACGCUGAAAAUUAUUCUUAAAAAGGUGCUAAUCGAUCAGACCGUAGCGUCUCCCAUAGUAAUCUUUCUGUUCUUUACCACUCUGGGAGUACUGCGAAAGGCAUCUGUAGAAGAAACGAUUUCCGAAAUGAAGGACAAAUUUGCUCGUCUUUACGCAGCAGAGUGGGUGGUAUGGCCUCCAGCGCAGUUGUUUAACUUCUACCUGUUGCCCACCAAGUAUCGUGUUCUGUAUGACAAUACCAUUUCUCUGGGUUAUGACGUCUACACAAGCUACGUUAUGAACGGCCAAAGUGGGUCGCAAGAGUUUUCUAGUUGAUAAGGUAUAAAAUUAGAACUAUAUAGUAGCUAUAAAAUAUUUUGCGAUUAGGACAUAACUGGUAUUGUGCAUAAAAAAAAUUAAUUAUCGAUUUCCACCAAUUUGAAAUCUAAUUUUGCAAACAAAAUAUUUUUAAUUUUACAGGAAUGAUUUAUCUACUUACCUAGAUUUGUUUAAUUCGAGCGCUUGUUGUUUGAAAUCGGUAAUUGCAUUCAACGCAGUUAUUUUCUAAUUGUAAUUUUUUUUAAUCUCUGCGUAAAAUGUGAUUAGAUAUAUUUUGUAUAUAUUACAUAUAUUUUGAACCAGUUUUCAAACCAUUGAAAUAAAUGUUCAUAU
This is a messenger RNA of Sabethes cyaneus, 936 nucleotides long. Its product is annotated as mpv17-like protein 2. Lineage: Eukaryota; Metazoa; Arthropoda; Insecta; Diptera; Culicidae. Gene Ontology annotation, biological process: mitochondrial ribosome assembly. Gene Ontology annotation, cellular component: membrane; cytoplasm. The record is from RefSeq and is a predicted model, not a curated record. The coding region runs from base 28 to 600 and encodes 190 amino acids. The transcript has 2 exons.